Molecule: messenger RNA, 1796 nt
Organism: Coccinella septempunctata (seven-spotted ladybird)
Lineage: Eukaryota; Metazoa; Arthropoda; Insecta; Coleoptera; Coccinellidae
Exons: 2
Coding region: 542-1135 (197 amino acids)
Source: RefSeq, a predicted model, not a curated record
GACGUGGUGCGGGGGAGCAGGGCAUCGAUAUAAAGUACGUCAGUGGAAUUCCUAAGAUAGUCCCAGUGACAAACCGAGGAUCAAAAAACUCGACAUUGAGCAGCUAGAAUGGAACAUAACUUAUUCUAACGUCCAAUCUCUGCCAUCUAAACUGCUCGAGUUGACCUUGUUCGCAUCAAGUUCCAAACCAACGUUCAUACUCAUCUCGGAAUCAUGGCUCCACCCCGGUAUUCCUGACAGCAUAGUGUCCAUUCCAGGAUACACCCUACAUAGGAACGAUAGCUUAACUACAGUCGGCUAUGGCGGAGUUUGUGCCUAUGUCUGCGAUGCUGUCGCGUCCAGAUUUAGCGUUAAGGUUUCUUCCUUGUCCUUGCCUGGUCUCGACAACAUAACCCUGGAUAUUUCUCUCAAUGGGACUGAAAUCUUAACUGUAGUAUGCAUUUAUAGACCUCGGCCCAGUCCUCACGAUAGCAAAUUGUGUCGUCAUCUUGCUGACCUAUCUAGUUCGAAAAAAAACUUAUUCAUUGUCGGGGACUUCAACAUGCCAGACGUUCAAUGGCCCUUAACAAAUGAUAGAUCAUGCAGCUCCGCUUCAGCCAUUUAUGUCGACACUAUUAGAGAAAACAACCUUUUUCAGUUGGUGGACCAGCCAACUCGUUUCAGAAAAAACCAGAACCCAUCUCUGCUUGACCUCAUUCUAGUAAAUGACCCUCAUCUUAUAGCAUCCACUGAGUUCCUCCCACCAUUUGGUCGGUCAGACCACGUUACUUCUGUAUCGAAGGUGCAACUCAGCAUUCCAAAAUCUAGUAAAGUCACCAAGCGUAUUAAGAUCAUAAAUUAUGAUGCUCUCAACACCAAGCUUCAGAACAUUGUCUGGAGUGAUGUUUUACAGUCGACUGAUUGUGUUGAAUCCAUGUGGUCCGCUUUCACUAGCACACUGUCACACGAACUCGAAACUUGUACAACGUAUCGCUCUAAGGUUGUUAUACUCUCCAAACCUUGGAUUGAUCAGAGCAUGCUCCGUAUGAUGAGAACUAAGAAAUCCUUGUGGCAACGAUAUUUGCGCAGUCGAAGAGACACGGACUCAUGGUUGCCAGAGCGGCAGUGCUUCAGAGUCUGCAGAGAUCUUGAGUGAAACUUUCGCUGAAUCCUUUGUUUCUGUGCCUCUCAAUAGUCCCAAGCUGAACCUCCCUAGCUCUGUCAACCAGUUGGAGCAUGUCGAGUUCCCUCCGUCGGUUGUUGAGAAGUACCUAUCUUCUCUUGAUGUCGGUAGUGCACCCGGUGGUGAUGGAAUUUCUGCUAAACUCCUAAAAAACUGCGCAUCCUCGCUUUCUCUGCCCCUUUCGACGAUUUUCACAAAAUCUUUCAUCACGCAUACAUUGCCAAAAUGCUGGAGAGAGGCCCUGGUCACACCUAUCUUCAAAAAGGGAGACAAACUCGAUCCUAACAACUAUAGGCCAAUAAGUCUCGUUCCAAUUGUCGCCAAAAUCUGCGAAAAGAUAAUUCACGAGUCGAUGCUACAUUUUGCACUCGCCAAUGGUAUUAUUCCUGACUGUCAGCACGGUUUUCUCCCAGGCCGCUCCGUGAUCACCAACCUUCUGACUUGUGUCAACGACUGGAGUUCAAAGCUGGAUGCUGGAAAUCCUGUUGACGUUGUCUAUCUUGACUUCUCAAAGGCUUUUGACCGCGUGUCUCAUAAACUUCUCCUUUUGAAGUUAGAAAGUCUCGGCAUUCGUGGUGACCUCCUGUUGUGGCUCGAAGCCUUUUUGUCUGAUAGAGUUUUUCAAGUUCGCGUA